AUGAGCAAUCGCCCUCUGAAGCAGAUGCGCCAGGGCCACAGCAGCCCUCUCCUGCCUGAACCGUUGUCCAGCAGACACAAGCUCUACGAGUCGGAGUUCACCAACGCCUCCUGGCCCCCAAGCCCUCAGGACACCCACCCGGCCCUGCCCCUCCUAGAAAUGCCUGAGGAAAAGAAUCUCCGGCCAGCGGAUGAAGGCAGCCACAUUGUGAAAAUUGAAAAACCCAAUGAAAGGAGCAAAAAGACAGAAAAUGAGCUGCCUUCUCACAGGACUUCUGGCCGCCGAGGCUUCAGCCUCUUCCGGGCCGUGGGCUACCUCACCGGCGAGAUGACAGAGUACAGGAACUGGCUGAAAGACAAGCCCCUGAUCCUCCAGUUCGUGGACUGGGUCCUGCGGGGCACCUCCCAAGUGAUGCUGGUCAACAACCCUCUCAGUGGAGUCAUCAUCCUCGCGGGGCUCAUCAUGCAGAAUCCCUGGUGGGCCCUCACAGGAGUUCUGGGGACAGUGGUCUCUACCUUGAGUGCCCUCAUCUUGAGCCAAGACAGGUCAGCCAUUGGCUCAGGACUGCAUGGCUACAACGGGAUGCUGGUUGGCAUACUGAUUGCUGUGUUCUCAGUGAAGAAGGACUACUACUGGUGGCUUCUGCUCCCUGUGGUCUUCACAACCAUGGCCUGCCCAGUUGUUUCUAGUGCCUUGAAUUCCAUCCUCGGCAAGUGGGACCUCCCUGUCUUCACACUGCCCUUCAACAUCAUAUUGACCCUUUACCAGACAGCCACUGGCCACUACAACCUCUUCUUCCCCACAACACUGGUGAAGCCCGUGUCUUCCAUGCCAAAUAUCACCUGGACAGAGAUUGAAAUGCCCUUGCUGUUACAAGUCAUCCCUGUCGGGACCGCCCAGGUGUAUGGCUGUGACAAUCCCUGGACAGGUGGCCUGAUCUUGGUGGCUCUGUUCAUCUCCUCACCACUCAUCUGCUUGCACGCAGCCAUUGGAUCCAUUGUGGGGAUGCUGGCAGCCUUGUCGGUGGCCACACCAUUCCAGUCCAUCUACCUGGGUCUUUGGAGCUACAACUGCGUCCUCUCAUGCAUCGCCAUUGGAGGCAUGUUCUACGCCCUCACUUGGCAGACCCACCUGCUGGCACUCUUCUGUGCCCUGUUCAGUGCAUACAUGGGAAUAGCCCUCUCCAACAUCAUGGCAGUGAUUGGUGCGCCCUCAGGGACCUGGGCCUUCUGCCUCUCCUCCCUCAUCUUCCUCCUCAUGACGACUAACAACCCUGCCAUCUACAGACUCCCACUCAGCAAAGUCUCCUACCCAGAGGCCAACCGCAUCUACUACCUAACAAUGAAGAGCAACGAAGAAGACAAGUCCCCGAGCGGUGGCAGCGGGGAGCAGUCCCCCACAGUGAGCCCGAAGGCUCAGGAGGGUCCAGAGCCUGUGGCCCCCUCGCUCAGGAGUGUGUUCCACAUCGAGUGGUCAUCGAUUCGGAGGAGGAGCAAAGUGUUUGGCAAAGGGGAGCAACAGGAGAGGCAGAGUAAAGUGCCCAUCCCCCAUCCGUACCGGAAGCCCCCGGUGGACCUGCUUAGCCUGGGCCCCAUGGAGGAGAGCUCCGAGAUAAAGGUGGAGCGCACCAGCUCCAGGACCAACUGGAUUCAGAGCUCCAUAGCUGCUGGCGGGAAACGGAUCAGCAAAGCCCUCAGCUACAUCACCGGGGAGAUGAAGGAGUGUGCAGAGGGCCUUAAAGACAAGUCACCCGUGUUCCAGUUCCUGGACUGGGUGUUCCGGGGCACAUCUCAGGUGAUGUUUGUGAACAACCCGCUCAGUGGCAUCCUCAUCAUCAUUGGCCUCUUUGUCCAGAAUCCAUGGUGGGCCAUCGCAGGCUGCCUGGGCACCGUCGUGUCCACCUUGACUGCCGUCAUCCUGAGUCAGGACAGGUCAGCCAUUGCGGCAGGACUCCAUGGCUACAACGGCACACUGGUGGGGCUGCUGAUAGCCGUGUUCUCAGACAAGGGUGACUAUUACUGGUGGCUUCUGCUCCCCGUUGCUGUGAUGUCUGUGUCAUGUCCCAUCCUCUCCAGUGCUUUGGGCAACAUCUUCAGCAAGUGGGACGUCCCUGUCUUCACAUUGCCCUUCAACAUCGCCGUGACCCUCUUCCUGGCAGCCACAGGCCACUACAACCCCUUCUUCCCCACAACACUGGUGAAGCCCGUGUCUUCCGUGCCCAACAUGAGCUGGCCAGAGAUCCAGGUGCCCUUGCUUUUGAAAGCCAUCCCCAUCGGCAUUGGCCAGGUGUACGGCUGUGAUAACCCCUGGACCGGAGGCAUUUUCCUAGCUGCUCUGUUCAUCUCUUCACCUCUUAUCUGCUUACAUGCAGCAAUUGGAUCCAUCAUGGGGAUCUUAGCAGGGCUCACGAUCGCAACGCCAUUUGACUCCAUCUACUCUGGCCUGUGUGGCUUCAACAGCGCAUUGGCUUGCAUCGCAAUUGGAGGCAUGUUCUACGUCAUCACCUGGCAGACACACCUUCUCGCCGUUACCUGCGCCUUGUUUGCAGCCUACCUGAGCGCAGCCCUAACCAACGUGCUAGCUGUGUUCGGACUACCAACCUGCACCUGGCCCUUCUGCCUCUCAGCGCUCACCUUCCUGCUUCUGACAACCAACAACCCUGCCAUCUACAAACUCCCACUCAGCAAAGUCACCUACCCUGAGGCCAACCGUACCUACUACCUACAGGAGAGAAACAGAAGGUCGUCAACGAUAACCAAGUACCAGGCUUACGAUGUCUCCUAA
Messenger RNA from Ochotona curzoniae (black-lipped pika), 2784 nucleotides. RefSeq names its product solute carrier family 14 member 2 (gene SLC14A2). The coding region runs from base 1 to 2784 and encodes 927 amino acids. Gene Ontology annotation, molecular function: urea transmembrane transporter activity. Gene Ontology annotation, biological process: urea transmembrane transport. The record is from RefSeq and is a predicted model, not a curated record. Lineage: Eukaryota; Metazoa; Chordata; Mammalia; Lagomorpha; Ochotonidae. Gene Ontology annotation, cellular component: membrane. The transcript is spliced from 19 exons.